Molecule: messenger RNA, 369 nt
Organism: Blepharisma stoltei
Lineage: Eukaryota; Ciliophora; Heterotrichea; Heterotrichida; Blepharismidae
Source: the annotation of a GenBank genome assembly
AUGAUUUAUAAUUUGAUAAACCAGCUUUGUUGCUGCACAAAUGCAAGGAAGCCAAAACAUCCUUAUUCGACUUCAACGAAAAGUUUUCAUAAUACUGAAUAUAUAUCGUUAUCACAUCCUAAUUCGCAAAGAAUUAUUCAAGACACUAAUAGCUAUAGAAGCUCUUCACAUCAAAAUUCAGUUAAAUGAAUUGGGUAUACUUCUCUAUCUAAAAGUAUCUUUUAUGUAGCUGACUUUAUGUGCUCAAAUUGCAGCAGAAAUGCAGAGGGCUACUGUAAUGGAUGCAAAUGUGCUAAAUUCUGUAAAAAAUGCUAUGAAAUAAAGCAUGCGUUGAUGCCAUUGUUUCAUGGCUUUAGAAAAUUUAAUUAA